CCAAUGGACCUCACACACGACUGACUUAAUCAACCAGAGGAGCGCUAGCUGCCAAUCUCGUCCGUACCACACACACCCCAAACACACGACACACACACACACACACACGCGGGCCGAUCUCUCUGUCUUUCUAUUGACCAUAUCAUGGCUUGAAGGGGUUGCUGACAGACAUGAAGUCGAUGACCCUAGUAUCGUCCGCACCAUCAUCUAGCCGCGACACGGCCUUGUCGCUCUUGGCAGGGGAGAAAAAGGUGCACACCGACCUCCUGUCUGCGAGCAUCCCGCGCACUCGGCUGCUCCUGAUGCACACAGCCCAUCCAUCCAUCACACUCCAUCCAUGCGUGUGUGUGCGUGUGUGUCUGGUGUAGGUGGCUCACGCACGCGAGCAGUGUGGCGAUGCCGUUCCAGCAUGCGAUAAGGGCCAUGUGGUUGGCCGCGGUGAAGAGCUUCAGCUGGUGCCAUCUCGGUGCAAGGCGGACCAGCAGAAGAGACACGGGAAGCACCAAAAACCAAAAACCCAGCAAUGUCUGAUAUCAACACAGAGAGAAGGAAGAGCCUUUUCUGCUGCCCCGAGACAUUAUGGUUCCUUCCUUGCUAACCCCGGCGAGUGUGUCGGCAUGCCUCCCCGGCCCAGUCGACGUGGAGUGCGCGUAGGAAUGGAGCAGCAGGUCUUGGUAGCACAGGUACCACACCCCAGACAACUGCACACAGGUCCAUGUCUCCAUGCGAGACGUGAGACACCCACACCCAUCCACUCGCGCCUCUUUGGGCUUACUUACAGUGACAUAGAUAAGGCCCGGCACAGAGCCGUAUAUAUCGACAGCAGACGACCCCAGCGACCGCACCCCAUACUCCGCCCACCCCGCCCACGACUCCACACCCAAACCCAGCACACAGAAUCCAAUCGCAAACGCCACGCGGCCCGGGAAGAAUUGACGGUGAAGGCCCGGUGCCCUCGUCUGUGUCUCUGAAGGUGUCUUGGCUGGGUUGUGUGGAGAGGGCUGCGUAUGAUGCGCCCAGGAGGGGCCCCUCUGCUGCUGAGCGGAGGAUAGGGGUCGACUCAUCGGACCCCAACAAACCUGAGACACAAAGAAGGAAAGGUAGAUCGGUGAGCGGACGAGUGGAAGGCAGUCAUUAAUCGAUCACCGUCGGCAAUGCGCAUCAGGAUGAGAAUAAGGGCCACCCUUGAAAGCGCAAACAGAGCUGAAAAAGGGCAACAAGAGGCAGAGGUUGCCAUCUCGAUUGUCCUUCGUCUCUGCUUACUCAGAGCGACUUGUUUGGCCAGAGGGCUGCCCACCCCAUCAGCAGCAUACCACACCCAGUGGUGCACGACCAUCAGGCCGGCGAAAACACCACUCCACACAGACAACCCCAGCAACAGCCACAAACGACAUCCAUCACGCCCCUGCACACGGAGAUACACAGACGAGAGAGACGAGUCCAUGUCUCCCCCACUAAACCUUUUCUUACCACCACCACAUACUUACCCAUGUGGUGGGCUGCAUGGUGACCCAUGGCGGCGAGGGCAGGCUGCUGAGUAUUCGCUGCAGUGCAUUCAGCCCGGCGGCUGGGGCGCGGUGGUCAGCGAUCCAUUGGGAUAUGUGUGGGUCUGCGGCAAGGUCGUGGCCGUGGAGCAGCAGCUUGGUGACGAGGAGGGCUGUGAGAAGCGCACACAGUGUGAAGACGACCGAGAACCCCAGGACGCCUGAUGCACACACACACACGUGGGGAGACGGUGGGAUGGACGGCUUUGUGGUUGGUUGGCCGGCUGGUCAGACCGUGCUCGUCGAUGCCCAGCUCUCUUUUCCAGCCUUGCAGUGGGUUUUCGAAGGAGAUCUUGACUGAGUAUUCCACAGGCCGCUGGCCGCACGAUAGCACCGCUGCAUACCUGCACACACGGACUCAACACAGGCAUCCCACUCACUCCACUCGUUCAGUCGAUGUCUCUCACUUACCCACCCACCCACCAGUAUCUCGGCUGCGACUUCUCCGUCACGUUGACAUCCAUCUUGAGGGGCAUUAUCUCUCCCGCUUGACUUCCCUUGUCCGCCCCAGCGAUGCUGCCCAUCAGCCAGCCCAGCCACGACGAUGACGUCGACGGAGCAGGAGAAGAACUGCUCGGCACCGUCGGCUGCCUUCUCGUCGACUCCCCGCCAUAUGGCGCAGUGGGGGGGAUCUUGUUCAUCACUUUCAAUGGUAAUGAGUCGUCGCCUAUGGGCGGCAGCAGCGGGUCCACGUUGGCCGUGUUGGUGGUGUCCAUAUUGAGCACAUCGAGCGGCAGGAAGAGACCCAGCCCCUCCGGGCCCAUCAACAGGUCAUCGAGGAAAUCGCGGGGAGAGGGGAACUGCACCUCCCAACGAGCGUGGAGCAACUGAACGGCCAGAUAACAGUGGCAUCCAUGACACCAAGGGACACAAGGAACAAAAGAAAAGCAAAGAAGUUACCUACCUUGUCUUCACAGCUCGAUUCGGCCCACGUGGCGUCGGCUGCACGGAGGCAACGAUGCAGAACUGUUACUGUGAAUCAUACGUGUGCCCGUCAUCUUUCUGCGCCGAUACCCUGUGGGAAUGACUGCCACUGGUCGUCGAACAGCAGCACAUACAGCCGGUCCUGAGAGGUCAAAGGGGCCGAAGGCGUCAGCUGAAACCUGAACAGACCUGCACCGGGGGAACACGCAAAGGGCAUAAGAACACAUUGUCAGCCGCUUUGUUCGCACCUGGCUUCAGUGCAGGGUCCAGCGAGUAGUCAUAGCAGAACUUGCCCUCGAUUUUCCCUGUCCGGGGAGACAGCAGAGACUGCCCCGUCACCUUCUUUGCAAUGGCACGUUGAUCAAGGGCCCUCAGCAAGAGCACCAGAAAGAGCGUUGAUGGCCGGAGGCUCGACGGCCGGGUCGGGCUCAGGCGAGAGAUGGUGGAGAGAAUUAGGGCGGGAAAUCGCAACAUCGGGCGACGGCAAGGGAGGUGGCGCACAAGAGUGAAGGGUGUUUCUUAGACGAGAGUAUCGAUUGGCGAACAAGGAUCCUCAGACGAAGGCGGGGGAGGGGAGAGAGAACGAAAGAAUUCCUG
Vitrella brassicaformis is the source of this 3065-nucleotide messenger RNA. NCBI's taxonomy places the organism in Eukaryota, Vitrellaceae. The record is from the annotation of a GenBank genome assembly.